AUGCAUAGUCCCAACUCAUUGGGAGUUACUCGUCUAAUUGAAAACAAUUGGGUUCAAUUGUUCUUUUGCAGAGGAUAUUACAUCCGAUAUGAAUCGGAGGAUACAGAUCAGCCCGAAUUGAUGGAGAGACGCUGGCUGAAUUAUCCCCUUAAUUUUGACAAUGUUCCAAACGGUCUGCUUACCCUCUUCGUGGCGUCUACUUUUGAAGGUUGGCCAUCACUGCUAUAUCAAUCUAUCGACUCGUACGCAGAAGAUCAUGGGAAAGUCUACAAUUGUCGUCCAGUUGUGGCUAUCUUCUAUGUCGCCUACAUCGUCGUUGUGGCAUUCUUUAUGGUCAACAUUUUUGUCGGUUUCGUCAUUGUCACAUUUCAACAGGAAGGUGAACAGGAGUACAAGGGAUGCGAGUUGGAUAAAAAUCAGGUUGGUUAA
Messenger RNA from Rodentolepis nana, 429 nucleotides. The record is from the annotation of a GenBank genome assembly. NCBI's taxonomy places the organism in Eukaryota, Metazoa, Platyhelminthes, Cestoda, Cyclophyllidea, Hymenolepididae.